AUGGCGAGGAAGCUGUACCUCGAAGACUAUCUCAUGAUAGCCUCCGCCGUGUGGUUCUUGUCCUUCUGCGCUGUGAACCUCGCCGCGGUGCCGGUCGGCUUUGGGAAACACAUCUGGGACCUCCCAGGUGCUACGAAGGACGACCAAUUCGCAGUCGCCACCCGGGUCCAGAAAUUAAACUACCUCGCCCUCAUCCUACUGUCACCUUCGAUCGUCCUCGCCAAGAUCUCGGUCAUAGCCACACUCCUACGCAUCUUCCCGCAGCCGAUGAAGUACCUCCGGCUCUUCCUCUUCGCCACGGCCGGCCUCAUCGUUCUCUGUUGCACAUGCCAGGCCUUCCUGGUCAUCUUCCAGUGCUCGCCCGUGCAGUUUAGCUGGGUGCUUGGAGGCACGGAGCAAGGGAGGUGCUACGGUCUUCAGCCGGUUGUUCUCACCUUGGGAAUCGUGAACGUCGUCACAGACUUUGUGAUCUGCCUCACUCCCAUCCCUUAUUUCCUCAGACUGAAGAUGCCGGCAGCGCAGAAAGCCUGUCUGUGCGCGUUGUUCCUCAGCGGGUUGAUCGCCUGCGCCUUCAGUAUUGUGAGAGUCAUCUCUCUUCGAGGUCUUGCGAACGACAUCGACGUGACCUUUGCCUCCGUCUCAUACUACAACUGGUCCGUUGUCGAGACCGGGUUCAUCAUCAUUACUGGUUCCGUCCCGGCGCUGAGGCCACUGCUGCAAACCAUUCUGCCCGAGUUCUUCAAAUCGACCAACUUCCCGUCAUUAUUCUCAUCGCACCGAAGAAGCACGUGGAAGCCUGCCAACUCAUCAUCAUCAACGAAGGGAAUGAUUACCGUCACCAAGGAGUACGAAGUGGUGGAGCUGAACAAGUCGGAAAUGCAUGCUGUCUGA
Messenger RNA from Diaporthe citri, 891 nucleotides. RefSeq lists its product as uncharacterized. The coding region runs from base 1 to 891 and encodes 296 amino acids. The record is from RefSeq and is a predicted model, not a curated record. Lineage: Eukaryota; Fungi; Ascomycota; Sordariomycetes; Diaporthales; Diaporthaceae. The transcript has 4 exons.